Kwoniella shivajii is the source of this 2892-nucleotide messenger RNA. RefSeq names its product serine/threonine-protein kinase ATG1. Gene Ontology annotation, cellular component: phagophore assembly site; cytoplasm; autophagosome. Gene Ontology annotation, molecular function: protein serine/threonine kinase activity; ATP binding. Gene Ontology annotation, biological process: protein autophosphorylation; reticulophagy; piecemeal microautophagy of the nucleus. The transcript is spliced from 9 exons. The record is from RefSeq and is a predicted model, not a curated record. The coding region runs from base 1 to 2892 and encodes 963 amino acids. Lineage: Eukaryota; Fungi; Basidiomycota; Tremellomycetes; Tremellales; Cryptococcaceae.
AUGCCAGAUUCAAACUCGCAAAAUCAGAGGGGAGAAAGUAGUCACAGUAGUAGUGGUGGACAUCGAUCUCAUAAAGAACGUAUAGGUAAUUAUGUCGUCGGCAAUGAGAUUGGAAGAGGUAGUUUCGCAACGGUAUUCAAAGGUUAUCGAUCGAAGAGUAAAAUACCCAUUGCGAUCAAAGCUGUCUCUAGGCAGAAACUGACGACAAAGCUUCUCGAGAACUUGGAAAGCGAGAUAAAUAUAUUGAAAGUUAUACAUCAUCGGAAUAUAGUAGCGCUGGAAGAUUGCUUUAAAAAUGACACGCAUAUCUACCUAGUCAUGGAAAUCUGUUCGGGAUCUGAUCUCUCAAUCUACAUCAAGAAUCGCGGAAAGCUAGAAACACUGGACUUCAUUCCUAGACCCGGCUCGAGUCUGGCUCACUUGGAUAGGAAAGAAGACGGGAAGAUAUUCUGGCCUCAUCCAUCGACUGGUGGGCUCGAUGAGAAAGUAACAAGAUCAUUCUUAGGUCAACUUGCCCAAGCGAUCAAGUUCCUCCGAGCCGAAGAUCUGAUGCACCGGGAUAUCAAACCGCAGAAUCUCCUUCUUCAACCUGCUACGGAGACUGAAGUCGCAGAAGGACAUCCUUACGGUAUCCCAGUACUGAAGGUAGCGGACUUCGGAUUUGCAAGGAUUCUUCCAGCGGCUGCCAUGGCAGAAACCCUAUGUGGUUCUCCCUUGUACAUGGCUCCUGAAAUAUUGAGAUACGAAAAAUACGAUGCCACUGCGGAUCUGUGGUCUGUAGGCGCAGUACUUUUCGAAAUGUCUGUUGGUCGCCCCCCCUUCCGUGCAAAUAACCAUGUCGAAUUGCUCAAGCGUAUAGAAAGAGGAGAAGACCGUAUUAAGUUUCCUGAUGAGACUCCACCUUCGGAGAGGAGAGAAUCAAUGCCUCCUCCUAUUCCUGUAUCGCCUGAUAUCAAAGCUCUCAUACGAGCUCUACUAAAACGGAAGCCAGCCGAUCGAAUAGGAUUCGAGGAGUUCUUCUCAUCGUCUGUCUGGGAUUUACAUUUCUCCGAAAGUACAGAGGAGGAACCAACUACCAGUCUUGAAGCGUCGACCGAUAGCUCAGCUCACAUGGGUUCAAGCGAUCGUCGCAUAAAAGAUAUGGUAGCUAGUGUGGAGAACUCGAUAGACAGACUCGCGCCUGGUCGUCGAGCUCCUCAGCCCCUCACUGCUGAUGCUGCUCUUAAUCCCCAACCUGCACCAAAGCCUUCUCGCACAUCUCAACUCAACGCCGUCGCUCCGCUCCAACCGAUCCGACAAUCUCCAGUACGUCGUUCAGAACCGAAAUACUAUGUGAGCGACGAUCGCCCCGCUGUUGAUGAGGUACCAGCCGUCUCAGCACCUGCAUCAUCUUCGCGUGCCAAUCCUAGGCCUAUUGUCACUGCUGCUCAGAGGCGUGUCUCCACUCGGGAAAGGGAUCAAGGCAGUCUGGAAGAAGCUGUUCCACUCACACCACCAUAUAACGGCCAUUCGACCACUAUCCCUCGAACGACUGCAAGAGGUCUUGGUGAAGGUUCCCCCUUGGCAGCAACGCCACCGAUAACGAUGCGACAUGACGCGAAAGAGGAAAGUGCUUUAGACAGUAGCGAAUCAGUAGUCGGCACAGAUUACGUCGUAGUAGAGAAACAGAAUGUCGAAAUUAACGCAUUAGCUGAUGAACUUGAUCAAGCUUCCAAAAAACCUACAACCCUGAUACGGCGACGAAGUUCUCGAGCUAGUGUGGUCACCCGUCCGGUUUCGGCAUUCAAACCAAUCAGUCCUAGUCCAAAGCCCCAAGAUAACGCGAUGGUACCGAUAUCAUAUUCACCCCCUUUCGCUUUAGGCACAACUCCUCCAUUUUCAAUCCCACCCGGAGCUCGACAGAGCUCCAGCCCAAAUCUCACUCGACCACCUUCAGUACCCCAAGCUAUGAAUGUAUUUCCACCUUCAAAUCAACCAUCAUACGGACAAGAUGCUGCAGUGCGAUUUGGAGUGUCACCAUCAUCUCUCCAAAGUGGUGCUUUGGCUAGAGCUAUAACCAAUACCGCUUUGAGAAUGAUCGGUAACUCUGCAAAUACGGCGGCCACAGCGAUAGCUAGAGCUACCAUCAAACGAAGACCGACCAUCCUCAGAACCAGUGAUAUCGAUCCUGCAGAAGAUGAGUUACUCCGCUCCGUGGAGGACGUCGCCAGAAAAGCAUUUGUCCUUUUCGAGCUUGCAGAUGAGCGACUAUUAGCACAAGCUCAGAUAGCCUCAACAGCCAGAAACGCUCCUACGCCGACUCCUCCAAGCCUGAGCGGAACCACUCCCCCUUUCAGCUCUCAAGCUUCAAACCGAAGGAAAUCCUCCUCGGGUUCGAUGAAUUCCGAGGUUUGGAUUUUGAGACAACAGGAAGCUGCCGCAAAUGACGCAGUUGUUCUAUAUGUGAAAGCUUUGUCUUUCGUCGUCCAAGCAAUGGAUAAAGUCAAAAGAUACUGGAAGGAUAGGGAUGAACACGAAGCUAGUCCUGAGUUGAAUGAGAUGGGUCAGUGGCUCCGAUCAAGAUUCAACGAGAUCUUUGAAAAGAUUGAAUGGGCUAAAGCUAGGUCAGGAGACACCAUGCUCUUCCCAGAUUGGCUUGUUCACGACAAAGCUAGAGAUACAUCUCGCCAAGCUGCAGUUGCUGAACUUCAAGGUGACCUCCUCACCGCUGAACAAGGAUAUGAGACAUCUCUUUGGCUUUUACAGGUCCUCCUUGACGAAGGUGUAUAUGAGAAUGGAAGGAUAAGAGAUGACGAUAAGGUCACCUAUGAGAAACUACUGGUUCCCAUUAGAACGAGGCUCGAUGCUUUAAGAAAGAAGCUGGCUGAUUCCAGUGCUGCCGAUAUGCGAUGA